AUGCCUUUACCAAUUAUAAAUGGAGAUAAUGAAUUGCAAAAUUAUUAUAAUAUGGCAUUGCCUUCAUUAGUCAAUCGACUUCAAAUAUCUCCAUGGGUAAAUAAACGUAAUCCAGCUCUAUGUGACUAUCGUUUUCAACUUCGACCAUUACCAUUUCAAUCUUCAUUAUGUGCCUAUGGUCAUAAUAAAGAAGACGAUAAUCAUCAAGCUCAGCUAUUUAAAUAUGGUUAA
Messenger RNA from Rotaria sordida, 231 nucleotides. The record is from the annotation of a GenBank genome assembly. Lineage: Eukaryota; Metazoa; Rotifera; Eurotatoria; Philodinida; Philodinidae.